Molecule: messenger RNA, 1043 nt
Organism: Lycium ferocissimum
Lineage: Eukaryota; Viridiplantae; Streptophyta; Magnoliopsida; Solanales; Solanaceae
Exons: 3
Coding region: 82-873 (263 amino acids)
Source: RefSeq, a predicted model, not a curated record
CUCCCUUAGGAUUUCUUCCUUUCACAUUUGCUCAUCCACUUUCUCACUCUACAAAAUUUCUUCUAAUUUCUCUCUCUAAAAAUGCCUCAAGUUGAUUUGGAAACACUAGUUUCUGCCUGUGCCGGCGGAAAUAAUGACCGGAAAGUUGCAUGUGAAACUUUAGCUGACGUCAGCGCCGGCGAAUCGCCGGCGAAAGAUGAUGAGGAAAAGCAACCGGAGAUACCGCCGGAUUAUCCGCCGGAAUCAUUUUGGUUAUCGAAAGAUGCUGAGUUUGAUUGGUUUGAUCGUAACGCCUUUUUGGACCGUAAACAGUCGACAAAAGGUAUCGGUCCAAACACAACGAACUUAAAUCAAGGUUCAAACUCAAGUUCACAGAGAUUCUCAUCAACUUUGAAAUCUAAGGCUUCGAUAAUCGGAUUUCCUAAAACUCAGAAAGCUACUUAUGUUGAUUCGAAACGGCGAGCAUGUAAACCGGCAAACAUACUUAAGCGAGUUAAUGAACCUUCGUCGCCGAAGGUAUCAUGCAUGGGAAGAGUAAGAUCAAAACGAGGUCGAAGAAGAUCAUCGGAAAAAAAAUCAAAAAAAUGUGAAAAGAAAUAUUCACUCGAGAGAUCAAGAAGCAAAAAAACCGGAUAUUUUUCAAGAUUAUUGUCAAUAUUCCGGUCUAAUAAAAAACCGGUUCGGUCUAGUACGGAUAAAGGGUUGGGUUCAAGAGUAGAAGAACCGGUUGUUAUACCGUUGAGAAAGAGCAAAAGUGUGAGUGUAGAGAAAACACGUGGUGUUGAACCGGCCGGUUUAGGAGGGAUGAAACGGUUUGCUUCCGGUCGAAGAUCAGAAUCAUGGGAUUGCGAUGAAAUUAAUGUAGUUGUUUAAAGUGGAUCCCAAUGGAAUAAACGUCUUUAUGGUAGUUGAAUUUUUUUUGGAAUUUGGUAGGAAAAAUUAGCGGCAAGAAGGUCUGUAUACACUUUACCCUCUUCAGACUGCAUCUGGUGGGACUAUACUGGUAUGUUGUCGUUGGCAUGAAACAUUAACAGUCUUUUUCA